Molecule: messenger RNA, 2169 nt
Organism: Angiostrongylus costaricensis
Lineage: Eukaryota; Metazoa; Nematoda; Chromadorea; Rhabditida; Metastrongylidae
Source: the annotation of a GenBank genome assembly
AUGAUUGAAGCGGAGUUCAUCCGAGUGACGGCACGUGUGCGUCCGCCUUCAACCUCAGAAGAUCGAAUCGUCAGCGUUCGUGAUGAGAGAAGUCUGUGUUUCAAUCCGUGGAACCCGAAAAUAUUCGUAUUUGACUCGGUUUUUGGCGAAGACGUCACACAGGCCGAAGUUUUUGAAGACAUAGGGACCCGUAUAGUUGAUGGUUGUGUGGAUGGAUACAAUGGAACGAUCAUCGCAUACGGUCAGACUGGUUCGGGCAAGACGCAUACGAUGUUCGGACCUGCGAAUGUCGAGAACUGCCUUCUCGAUAGUCAGAAUCGUGGGCUGAUGCCACGAGCCUGUGACGCCCUAUUUAAGAAAUUGUGUGCAAGGGCUGCAGAGAGCGUUCAAUUGCUUGGUGUCUCAGAACACAGAGUUCAGUCCAGUACUGACAUGAUGCGGGUUCUCGAAAUCGGAUGGGAAGCCAGACAUACGGCUGAAACGGCAAUGAGUCGGGAGUCAUCACGAUCGCAUUGUAUUUUCAGUGUGGAUGUGAAUACCGAGGAACUAGUGAACAACAUUGUAAAUAAAAGAUGUGCUACCUUAAACCUUGUGGAUCUGGCAGGAUCGGAGAGGCAGACACAAUCAAAAGCUUUCGGCGACCGAUUCAGAGAGGCUAUAAACAUCAAUUCGUCAUUGGUUGUUCUUGGCCGGGUUAUACGAACGCUAUCAGAUGUAAAUCGUCGUGGUGAGCAUAUACCGUAUCGCGAUUCGAAAUUGACCCAUAUUUUGCGAGACUCAUUAGGAGGUAACAGCAGGACAGCUGUCAUCGUGAAUGUCCACCCUGACAUCGGCUAUUAUUCGGACACGAUUUCGGCGUUGCAGUUCGCCGCGGAUUGUAGAAAAAUUGAAAAUCGUGUAUGUGCUAACGAGGACUUAGCGGCUGACACAGUGAUGGCGUACAAGUGCGAGAUUGCCCGUCUUCGUGAAGAACUUCGUCUUGUUGAGAAGACUCAUUCAGUGGUGCGCGAUAUUUUAUCACAACUUUGGAAGAGAAUUGAGUCAGUGAAUACACUUGAAGAGCUUACAAAAGUCCAACUUAAAAACGACCUAUCAAGCGCUCGAAGCGAACUCGAUCGGUUGCAACUCCGGUACGAAUCUGCAGAAGCGACUAGAAAAGCUCUCAACGAGAAAUGCAAUAAUUUCCUUGAGCAAUGUAACGAAACAUUUCUCGAAACUCCACAUCGUCGUCUUAAUCUUAAUAUGACGCAUGUGCACGGCAAGAAUGCGAAAACUCCAGCUCGGCGAAGAGAGGAACGUCGCCAGAGCUUCUACAUACCUGUUUUUGGUAAUCAUGAUGGAACAUCGCGGGUAUUCAGACCAGUUCUUUUUGGGGAGAACGAAGAAAGUGGUGCACAAAUUCAAGGAGUUGUCUUGGAAAAAGAAGCUGCUCUUAAGGACAUUUGCGAUAAGCAGAAGAGUCGGUCGAAGCAAUGGCUCGAGGAGAAGACGUUAUUUGUUCAAAAGUUUGGUUUGCUAUGCGCACGCAUAGGAGGCCUGCAAGUAGAACAACAGGCACGCUUGGAAGAGGUUAAGAAAUUGCAAGAGCAAAUAGAGCUGCUGAGCGAUAGUAUUUCUUCAUGUAACGACGAGAAAUGCCUCUUAGAGCAGUCAGCUAAGAGUCUACAUUCCGAUAAACUCGAUCUUGAGGAUAAAUUUCAAGGAAUGCAAAAUGAAAGUGAACGGCUUUUAGCGGAGCUGAGAGGCAAACCCGAAUUGGAGACUGACAUUACUGAACUUCGACUGAAACUUAGCGCUGCACAACAAGAUAACUAUAGUCUUCGAAUCAGAAACGAAGCCGUGGAGAAGGAACGUCAUUCAGAUUUAAGAGAACAUGUCGGGCUUGAAGAGUAUUGUGCGAUUAUGAAUACGAAAUUUGACAAAGAAAUCGAGUGGUUGAAAAAGAUGCACGCAGAGGAGUUAUAUUGCAAAGAAAAGACUAUUGAGCUGGAGCAGAAUUAUCACGAGAAGACAAGGAAAGUCCGUUACGAGAAUCACAUUUUGGAGGAGCGAAAUAAUGAACUAGAGCCGGGAACGAAACGCUACCGAGGUGCAGAGGGAAGAACGGAGCCGGGGCCGUCAAAAUCCGGAGUCGCAACGAGAUCUACAGCUCAUAUUGGAACGAAGUGA